CUAUCUAGAUAAAUGUUAAACCUACCUUCACACACUUUACAUCUAGCAGCUUUCUUCUCCAGACCCACCUCUCCUUCUCUCCCCCUCUUUAUAUCUUUGUGGUUCUUUAAAGCUGAAAAUUCCAAUCAUUCCUGUUGACUAGGCGAUGGUGUGUCGAAAGAUGUCUAUACUUUGGGUGCUGUUGACCCUAAUUGCCUCUUACUCUUCGAACUCUGCCGAAAUGCGGCGAGGUGGGCCAAGGUUUAGCAGAGGGAAGACACACAAAUACAGUUACACCGUGGAACUCCAGUUAGACAGAGGAGGAGGAGCAAUUGAAGAGAGUGUAGGAUUUAAAAUUGUGUCCAACGUCAACGUUGACUUGCUGUGGAGAAACUCAAGCAAUGAAGACGACCAACUUAUUCGAAUAGCGGUAACUGACAUCAAGUUCGAAAAUGUGAAUGAACGGACAGAUGACAAAAACAUCUUUAAAGGCACCAGCGGAGAAGAAAUCCUGGGGAAAAGCAACCUGGCAGCCUUGAAGAAUCCAGUCCUUGUCCAUUGGAUCAAUGGGAAGGUGAAGACAUUUUACUCAUUUUCAAAUGAGCCGGUGGUAUUUCAGAAUAUCAAAAGAGGCCUGACCAGCUUGUUCCAAGUUCAACUCAGAUCCACAAGUGUUAACGAGGUUGACGUCUCCGGGAAGUGCAAGGUUAAUUACCAGGUACGUCACAGCCAGGUAACCAAAGUGAAGAAACUGGACAGCUGCAAGGUGGCACAGCGAGGAUUCACCAGUCACAGCAAGGUAUUAGGAGUUAAUACAACAUCACUAUCAGUAAGCAUUUAUGUAUUGGAGAAGAAUUUAAUUCAUUCAGUAUUAUCUGAGGAGCAUCACCUGAUAUCUCUCAAUCUACGACAAGAACUUGCAGCCAAAAUUAUAUCAAUACAGAAGUUGGAGUUUCUGACGACAGAAGCUGGACCUAAAGAAAUCCAAGGCGAUCAGAUUAGCAGCAUUGUUAAUUCGGUGAAUCCCAAAUAUGCCCCCACCUCUCUAAUCUCUGGAGUAGUUAAAGCAAGAUGCAAAGGAUGUCCUUCACUUGUUGAACACUGGCAGACGAUUCGUAAAGAGCUAGAGCCUGAGAACCUUGCAAAAGCAUCUGCCUCCAGGACAUUCUUAUCUCUGGUUCAUGUACUGAGAAAAGCUAAGAAGGAAGAGAUCCUGCAAAUCCUGAGAAACGAAAGUGACAGCAGACUCCCCCCAUUAGUUGAUGCUGUGACCUCUGCUCACACUACUGCUUCUCUGGAAGCAAUGCUGGAAUUCCUGGAUUUCAGAAAUGACAGCAGCUUCAUCCUGCAGGAAAGGUUCUUGUAUGCCUGUGGCUUCGCCACUCAUCCCACAGAAGAGUUGCUGAAAGCCUUAAUGGGUAUACUUGAUGGAAAAAUUGGGAGUGACGAUAUCCGAGAAACUAUUGUUAUCAUCAUUGGGGCACUUGUCAGAAAAUUCUGCAAGAAAGGACAGUGUGAACUACCGACAGUGAUUAAAGCAAAGGAAAUGAUUCUGGAAGGGGCGGAUACAGCGACAAAGGAAGCUGAGAUUCUGAUGUACCUUCUUGCUUUGAAGAAUGCCCUCCUUCCCGAUGCAGUUCCCAUUUUGCUGAAACAUGCAGAGGCAGGCUGCGGACCCGUCAGCAACGUCGCAGUCUCAGCUAUCCAGAAAUAUGAGCAAGCUUUCAUCACAGAGGAGGUGAAAAAGGUAAUGAACAGGAUCUACCAUCAGACCAAGGGGGUCCAUGAGAAGACUGUGCGUAUGUCUGCUGCAGAUGUCAUCUUCAACAACAACCCCUCGUACAUGGAGGUGAAAAACAUUCUCCUCUCCAUCGGUGAACUGGCUCCUGAGAUGAGCAAAUAUUUACUCGCAAAGAUUCAGGACAUUCUUCACUUUCGACUUCCGGGCAGUGAGAUGGUGUGGAAGGUUCUGAAAGACACUGCUGUUCACAACUAUGACCGUUUCUCCAAGAUUGGUUCCUCAUCGGCCUACUCGGGAUACAUGAAGCAGGGCACUGACUCCACAUCCACAUACAGUCUGGACAUUUUGUACUCGGGCUCUGGCAUCCUGAGAAAGAGCAACAUGAACAUCUUUGUAUUCAGCCAGGAAUCACAACUGCAUGCUACCCAGGUUAUGAUCGAAGCUCAGGGACUGGAGUCGCUAAUAGCCGCAACCCCAGAUGAAGGGGAGGAGAAGCUCGACUCCCUGGCUGGCAUGUCUGCCGUGUUGUUUGAUGUCCAGCUCAGGCCUGUCACCUUCUUUCGAGGCUACAGUGACUUAAUGGCCAAGAUGUUCACCACGACUGGUGAGCCAAUGAGUGUCGUCAAAGGGCUCAUUCUGCUCAUCGAUCAUUCCCAGGUUUUUCCGCUGCAAUCAGGACUGAGGGCAGCUGUGGACUUCCAGGGAGGUUUGGCCAUUGAUAUCUCGGGUGGGAUGGAUUUCAGCCUCUGGUACCGAGAGUCUAAAACCACUGUCAGCAACAGGGGUGCAGUGGUCAUAGUUGGCAACGUCACGGUGGACUCGUUGUUUGUACAGAGCGGGGUGGAAGUGAGUGUGGAAUCGGAGGCUUUGCUCAACUUCAUCUCAACUGUGAAGUUCUCUGAGUACCCUUUCCUCGUCUGUAUGCAGAUGGUCAAAGACCAGUUUCCUUUCAGGCAAUUUGUGACCAAGUAUGAAAGCUUAUCAUCAGGACAAUCCUACAUUUCUCGGAAAGGCAGGAAAGCUGUGAUACCUGGAUCAGAAUUCCCGCUCCACCAGGAAAACUCUGACAUGUGCAGAAGGGUCUUUGCGAUGGAGUCGAACUCGUCGGACUGGUUCUGAGAUCGGACUGGUGGGGUGGGGGGAAGACGAGAAGGGGCAAUCUGUCACUCACCACAGACGCUACAAGGAGAAGAUGCAGAAAUAAAACCAAACCAGAGGUUAGAGGAGGCUGGCACCAUCUGCCCAGCAACUAGGGAGAAUGAGUCUGAAUUGUUAAGUAAUUCUAAAUGUGGAAAGAGGUCUCCUUGUGUCUGCCUGUUGCUGCGAUUUUUGAAACCUUAUGAAGUGAAUAAUUUUAACAAAAGCUGAUGGCAGGAAACAUACCCCCUUGCAUUUUUAUAGCGCCUUUCUUUAUCUCUUUAAGGACAUCCUGAAGUGCUUUACAGUCAAAGAAAUAAUUCUGAGGUAUAGUCACUCUUGUAACGUAGGUAACGCAGCAGCCAGUUUGUGCAAAUAAAUUCCCACAAAUAGCAAUGAGGUAAUACCAUGAUAAUCUGCUUUGUAACACUGAAGGAGAGAUAAAUAUCGGCCAGGUCAUGUCCAAGACUUAAUUUCUUACACCUCAUGAGGACUCGCUGUUAAAUCUUCUGCUCCUUCGGUUUCCUGUUGAAUGUACAGUGUUAGGCUAAAAUUAUUCCUUUAUCCACUCCUCCCUGCCACCAGCAGAUUGUCAAGAGCAGCAGUUCAGCAACUGGUGUCGGUGGAACAAGAAGAGAAAAUUCUGGGAACACUCAGCAGGCCAUGCAGCACCUGCAGAGAGAGAAACAGGCUGAAGAUCCUCGUCAGAACUAGUGAAAUGGGAAAACAAAGUUAGUCACAAGUGAGAGGGUAGGAGAUAACCAAGGAGAUCUGAUAGGAUGAGCUCUGGGUUACUGAGGUGAUCCCAAUGUUUACAAGUUUAUUAAUAAGGGCAGUUAGAGAGAGCAUAGGGAGAUGUUAAAGCUGUGAAAUGCAGGUCAAAACUUUAGCUGAAACUAAAAGGAGAAUGUUAGCAAUGAUUCUUGAUUCAUUUCAGUGGAACCCUUUCUGGGCCAUUGAUUCAUAGAAUCUUGUGGCAAAGCAGGAAGCCCAUUCAACCAACCGGGUCACACAUGCUGAAGGAGUGGCCUUCCAGAGGGUCUGACCUCCCUUUCCUGUGCAGGGCCAGUCUCACGGGUGAUCCCUAUCUGGGAACAACGUGGACUUGAUCCACGGGCGUUUGCAAAGGGUGAACAUUGCCAAGGCUCCGAUCACUGGAGAAAAGAAAGUCCACUUGAAGUUGGAUCCAAUCAGAGGUUAUACUCUGAAAGUCUCUGCGAUCAAUUAUCUGUGGAGGUUCCCAGAAUUCGGGGGAGUGUGCUACUGGACAAUGGGUGCCACCACCUGUUGGAGAGUGGGAGGACUUGCUCAGGAUCUCUCCAGCUGCUAGUGGAGGACAGUUCUGAGUGAACCCUGUGGGUCCCUCCUGAUACACUGGCUAGAAAGGUCCUCUGAACCGUGCUUUUCUCCCAGGUAACUUGGAUCCAACAUAGGUGAAGAUUUAAAGGGAGAAUUUAACUCCCAGACUGACAUUUAGAAUUAUUUGUUCAAUUCAGAUGAAUUAACUUCUCCUUUAAGGCUGUGUGUGUUAAUUUAAUACCUUUGUGAUAUUUACUUUUUUAUGUGUAUUUAAAGUUUUUUUUAAAUGUAGGGUGAAAUUGAACAGCUUACAGUUCAGAGGGUAAAACAGUUGCAAAUUCAGACACAGCCAAUGAUGUAAUUGGAAAUAAAGUGAGCGGUGGGGGAAAGAUCAUGGUUUGAGCACAGAGGUAAUUCAACAGCAAUAGUUAGGCUCUUGUACAAUAGCAAUGUUUGUGAGAAGUGUUGUUUACAAUAGUCCUGUGACAUUUUGUGGAAUAUCAAUUCAAAAAUAAUCACAGCUUUUAAACAGCCUGUAAUUUCUGAGCCAGGAUUUUCUGAAAACACUUUUCCUCACCAAUUUGACACGACUGACACAAUCAGCCACUCGGGCCUUUGGUUUGACGUGACCAACUUUGGCCAGGCAUAUUCCUCGAGGUUUUUUAAAAGACUUCCAACUUCACAGUCAUGCCCUUGCCACUGGCAAUCCAACAUAUCUAUCAUUGCUCAUGACCAAUCAGGAAACAGCAGACUUUUUUUUAUCCUAUUGGGUGAUUCUCAAUCAAGCGGCCCAUCUCCAAUAUUUUUAUAACUAUUAAAAAAAUCAAUGAAAAAAUAGAAUAAUACCUGUUUGUUCUCUGUAUGAUUUCUGUCCCAAUAAAAGCCUGAAGCUUCAUCUUUAAUUCCUGGAGGUGUUGGCAAACACCAGCAAUUUGUCACUUGACGUUGCCAGGAAUAGUAGUUAUGCAUGCACUAAAACUCAGAAAGGAACUUGGAAAAUUCAGGCUUUGAAUCAGAAUUCUGGGAUCAAUAGUUAAUAUUUUGUUAUUUUUUAUGGGUGAUAUAAAAGAUGGUUAUCGGUAAAUUAAAUUGUUUAAUUAUUGUCA
Molecule: messenger RNA, 5262 nt
Organism: Pristis pectinata (smalltooth sawfish)
Lineage: Eukaryota; Metazoa; Chordata; Chondrichthyes; Rhinopristiformes; Pristidae
Gene: mttp
Product: microsomal triglyceride transfer protein
Exons: 18
Coding region: 146-2839 (897 amino acids)
Biological process (GO): cholesterol homeostasis; lipid transport; lipoprotein metabolic process
Cellular component (GO): Golgi apparatus; endoplasmic reticulum; basolateral plasma membrane
Molecular function (GO): lipid binding
Source: RefSeq, a predicted model, not a curated record